Messenger RNA from Miniopterus natalensis, 2191 nucleotides. Lineage: Eukaryota; Metazoa; Chordata; Mammalia; Chiroptera; Miniopteridae. The record is from RefSeq and is a predicted model, not a curated record.
UGUCUGGUUGAAAGCUGGAGAAACAGUUUGGGUGAUUUAACAAAAAGAAAGUUUAUUGGCAGGCUCUUUGGGAGCUCUCAGGAUCAGUGGGGAGGCUGAAGACUUGAAACAGGAAGGAACCAGCAGACUACAAAGAGAUUUCUGAACCAAUCACUAGAGAAUGAAUGUCUGUUGGGCACCGCCACUGGAAACAGUGGAUUCUGUCCCUAUUUCUUCUUCCCCUACAGCUCCUCUAGCCCCUAUUAGCCAUGCUCAAGGUCAUAUGCCCACCCUUAACUGUAACAGGUGGAGGGUGGGCACCUGGAUUUACCAUCCUCCCAAGAUUGCAUGUAGUAGGAAGACGUAAAGGAACUCAGCCCACCCUUGGGAGAAGGGAAUGGUGCUGUAUGGCCCAAAACAUCAGGGCAGCGUGACAGCAAUGACAGUGUUUUUUCCUUUGGAUACAGCUCGACUUCGACUUCAAGUUGACGAGAAAAGAAAGUCCAAAACUACACACAUGGUGCUCCUGGAGAUCAUUAAAGAAGAAGGCCUCCUGGCCCCAUAUCGAGGAUGGUUUCCAGUUAUCUCCAGUCUCUGCUGCUCCAAUUUUGUCUAUUUCUACACUUUUAAUAGCCUCAAAGCAGUCUGGGUCAAAGGUCAACGUUCUACCACUGGAAAAGAUCUGGUAGUUGGAUUUGUUGCAGGAGUGGUGAAUGUGUUGCUGACAACUCCACUCUGGGUGGUAAACACCAGACUGAAGCUGCAAGGGGCAAAAUUUAGGAAUGAAGACAUUGUACCAACCAACUAUAAAGGUAUUAUUGAUGCUUUUCACCAGAUCAUUCGAGAUGAAGGAAUCUUGUCUUUGUGGAAUGGCACAUUUCCCUCCUUGCUGUUGGUUUUCAAUCCUGCCAUCCAGUUCAUGUUCUAUGAAGGUUUAAAACGACGACUUUUAAAGAAACGAAUGAAGCUUUCUUCUUUGGAUGUGUUCAUCAUUGGUGCAGUAGCCAAAGCAAUUGCCACCACGGUCACUUAUCCCAUGCAGACAGUACAGUCGAUUCUGAGGUUUGGACGUCACAGGCUCAACCCAGAAAACAGAACACUGGGGAGCCUCCGCAAUGUUCUCUAUCUCCUUCACCAGCGCGUACGGAGGUUUGGAAUAAUGGGACUCUACAAAGGCCUUGAAGCCAAACUGCUGCAGACAGUCCUCACUGCUGCUCUCAUGUUCCUUGUGUAUGAGAAACUGACGGCUGCUACCUUCACAGUUAUGGGGCUGAAGAGUGCACGCAAGCACUGAGACACCUUCUCCGAAGAGUGAGGACAGUGCUCAAGAUGCGGGUUUCCUCCUGCAAAGAGAAGCGAUUCUUUUUUUACUCUCGCUCUUUCCACCAUGAAUUUUUACCCUCAUUGGCUUCAAAAGUACUUAAGGGUAAACAUAGAAUAUAGCCAGCUGAACCUGUCACCAACUUAAUUUUUAUGAUGGUUGGUUGAAUUUUGCGGGGGAGGUUGGACAACGAAGAGAAAGCAUUAUUGAAAACCUAAAAUUGAAAGUUUGUGGGGUUAAUUGGUUUUCUUUAGGAGAAUGGACUAUUGCUCUCAUGUGUAAUCUUUUCUAGUUAAAAUCUUUCUUAAAUUUACCAGAUGUUCUCUUUCCCUGGACCUUCCCCCUGGUUCUAAGACAAAUUCAAUACCAUGAAAUUCUCAUACACGUUUUAUGUCUCAAUCUUGGUAUUUUCCUCACUGAAAAUAAUAUUAUGAGUAUGCCAUGAGAGCGUGAUUUUAUUUUUGUUGGCUUUUUUCUGCUUAAGGAAAGGUGUCUUCUUUAGUACAUAAGCUAUUUAUUUGAUGGGAGAAAGUGAAAAUUAUUAAUCUCAAAUGAUUCUCUUAUAAGCUAUUUGUAAACAUCACUUAUUCAUUAGUAUUUGACAUAAUUUUAAAAUAUUUAUUUUGAAUCAACUCUUUUAUUAUGGAAGGCUUGAAGUUUUAUGUUCAUUCAUACAAGCCCCAAUCAAGUCAAGCCCCAAUAACUUGUCAGCACCAAGGACGUGCCCUUUAAUAAGGUGUUACAUUGGAUUUACAACUAGCUGAUAAAAAUCACAGAAAAGGGGAAGGGAGCAAAUAUCUCAUGUAGGCUCUGGAAUAUUAUCUCCCUUUGUAAACUCUUGGAGGAGGCUGUAUUUUUUUUUUUUUGACAAUAAACAUCUGAUUGAGAUUA